GCAUGACGCGUCAUAAUUUGAGGAGGACCGACAGCUCAGCGGCUAAAAGGGCGGUGGUGCUCCGCGAUCGAACAGCUGUGGAGAAGAGAAGGUAUCACCGGUGGUAACCAGGAUUAUUGCCGCCGUUCUACGACAACACAACAGAACGACAUUUGGUUGUUUAUUUCAAGUUGGGCUCUGAUUAUUUCUACGUGAUGGAGUUUCCGGAUUUGGGAGAGCACUGCUCCGAGAACACCUGCAAACGUUUAGAUUUUCUACCAAUGCGAUGUGACGCCUGUGAAGAGAUUUUCUGCAAGGACCACAUUACCUAUGCAAACCAUAAAUGCACGUCAUCCUACAAAAAGGAUGUCCAGGUCCCAGUUUGUCCUCUGUGCAACAUCCCCAUUCCCAUCAAGAGGGGAGAGAUGCCCGACAUUAAAGUUGGCGAACACAUUGAUCGGGAUUGCAAAUCGGACCCCGCGCAGAGGAAGAGAAAGAUUUUCACAAAUAAAUGUUCUAAAGGAGGCUGUAAGCAGAAGGAAAUGAUACGAGUUACCUGUGACCAGUGUCAUUUAAAUUACUGUCUUAAGCACCGGCAUCCACUAGACCACGAUUGUAAGACUGAUGGGAAACCUCUGUCCAAACCAGGACACUCUGCUUUAAUGAGGGCCCAAGGUACUUCCUCCACCUGCGCCUCAGCUUCAUCAGGUUCAAGACACUCUAGACCCGUUUCUAGCGGUGUCAGUGCCAACAGCAGAGGACACAGCACUGGCACUGCACAACGGAUUCCUACUUCCGUUUCAGCACAGAAUGUGAUUCCACCAUCCGCGUCGUUCCAGGCUGGCAUGACGGAGGAGCAGGCUCUGCAAAGAGCUCUAGAAAUGUCGCUGGCUGAGUCAAGACCUCAGCCGGACCUCACCCCUCAGGAGCAGGAGGAUCAGGCGCUCGCUCAGGCUCUCGCUGCCAGUGAGGAAGAAUUCAGGCGUCAGCAGCAGAGACAACAGGUACCCGGAAAGCUUAGGCGUCGGUAGCAUGCCGCAAGGAACACGUGGAGGUGAGAGAGUCCAAAUCGUCCAACUGCAGCCUUUCUUAAUCUCCGACCUCAGUUUGGACUUCAAGCUGUGCGACUCGUCUACUAGAACCUGCACAUCUGGAAUACAGAUAUCGGGGAUCGAUGAUUGUUUAAUGAAGAAAUCCUCUUGGAAGUUGCUGAGCUAUCACCCACUUCUACGCUACAAGCACACGCUUUCCCAGCUGGAUCUGUGAUUUUUACUAAAGCUCUGUACAUAUUUUAUAUGCUGAUCAUGAAACAUUAUAUUACCAUAUAUGGAUAUUGAAUAAAUUAUUUCAAAGAUGGGCCGUGA
Molecule: messenger RNA, 1343 nt
Organism: Gasterosteus aculeatus aculeatus (three-spined stickleback)
Lineage: Eukaryota; Metazoa; Chordata; Actinopteri; Perciformes; Gasterosteidae
Gene: zfand2a
Product: zinc finger, AN1-type domain 2A
Biological process (GO): proteasome-mediated ubiquitin-dependent protein catabolic process; protein targeting to ER
Cellular component (GO): cytoplasm; endoplasmic reticulum
Molecular function (GO): zinc ion binding
Source: RefSeq, a predicted model, not a curated record